Pseudopodoces humilis (Tibetan ground-tit) is the source of this 2723-nucleotide messenger RNA. It is a transcript of the gene KLHL32, whose product is annotated as kelch like family member 32. The record is from RefSeq and is a predicted model, not a curated record. Gene Ontology annotation, molecular function: protein binding. Lineage: Eukaryota; Metazoa; Chordata; Aves; Passeriformes; Paridae.
AUGCCAUCUGAGAGGUGCCUGAGUGUUCAGGAAAUGCUGACAGGUCAGAGGCUUUGUCAGUCUAGCUCCCACAAUGAUGCUGUCCUGGCAGCUCUGAACCAACAAAGAAGUGAUGGCAUACUUUGUGAUAUUACCCUUAUUGCUGAAGAGCAGAAAUUCCACGCACAUAAAGCAGUCCUGGCAGCCUGCAGUGACUACUUCCGAGCAAUGUUCAGUCUCUGCAUGGUUGAGAGUGAAGCUGAUGAGGUGAAUUUACAUGGUGUCACAAGCCUUGGUUUAAAACAGGCCCUGGACUUUGCAUAUACUGGACAGAUCCUCUUGGAACCAGGGGUGAUACAGGAUGUCCUAGCAGCUGGGAGUCAUUUGCAGCUGCUGGAGCUUCUCAGUUUAUGUUCUCACUAUCUCAUUGAGGAAUUAAAUAGUUUUAAUUACUUGGACCUGUACAAGCUUGCGGAUCUUUUCAACCUCACUUUGUUGGAGAAUGCAGUCAUUGGCUUCUUAGUAAAACAUCUCUCUGAGCUAUUGAAGAGUCAUCCUGAAGAAGUUCUGGCACUCCCAUACUGUCUUCUUCGAGAGGUUUUUAAAAGCGAUAGACUCACUUCACUCAGUGAAGAACAAAUCUGGCAGCUGGCUGUGAGGUGGUUGGAACACAACUGCCGCUACCAGUAUCUGGAUGAACUUCUCCAGUACGUCCGCUUUGGCCUUAUGGAUGUGGAUACACUGCAUACUGUAGCUCUUACUCAUCCUCUUGUCCAAGCCAGUGAAACUGCGACAGCGCUCAUUAAUGAGGCCUUGGCUUACCACCAGAGCGUCUAUGCACAGCCGGUUUGGCAAACUGCAAGGACAAAGCCUCGCUUCCAGUCAGACACUCUUUAUAUUAUUGGUGGGAAAAAACGAGAAGUCUGUAAAGUGAAGGAAUUGCGAUACUUCAAUCCAGUAGACCAAGAGAACGUUCAUAUCGCGGGGAUCGCUAACUGGAGUGAGCUGGCGCCUAUGCCUGUGGGGAGGAGCCACCACUGCGUUGCUGUCAUGGGAGACUUUCUUUUUGUAGCUGGUGGAGAGGUAGAGCACUCCACAGGGCGCACGUGUGCCGUGAGGACUGUCUGUCGAUAUGAUCCCCGCACUAACUCCUGGGCGGAGAUAGCUCCAAUGAAGAACUGCCGGGAACACUUUGUGCUGGGAGCCGUGGACGAGUACCUCUAUGCCGUAGGGGGCAGAAACGAAUUGCGUCAAGUGUUGCCCACAGUUGAACGCUACUGCCCCAAGAAGAACAAGUGGACCUUUGUACAGUCCUUUGAUCGGUCGCUCUCAUGCCAUGCGGGAUAUGUGGUGGAUGGUCUUCUUUGGAUAUCAGGAGGAGUAACAAAUACUGCACAAUAUCAAAAUAGACUCAUGGUCUAUGAUCCUAAGCAGAAUAAGUGGUUAAGCCGUAGCCCGAUGCUGCAGAGGAGAGUGUAUCACUCCAUGGCCGCUGUCCAAAGGAAGCUGUACGUGUUAGGUGGGAACGACCUCGACUACAACAACGAUCGGAUCCUGGUCCGGCACAUAGACUCCUACAGCAUAGAUGCCGACCAGUGGACUCGUUGCAGCUUCAACAUGCUGACAGGUCAAAAUGAGUCUGGAGUUGCUGUCCACAAUGGUAGAAUAUAUUUAGUUGGUGGCUAUUCAAUUUGGACAAAUGAGCCUUUGGCAUGUAUCCAGGUGCUGGAUGUUAGCAAGGAGGGGAAGGAAGAGGUAUUCUAUGGGCCUACACUCCCCUUCGCUUCCAAUGGAAUAGCAGCCUGCUUUCUUCCAGCUCCUUAUUUCACAUGCCCCAACCUUCAGACUCUGCAAGUGCCUCACCACAGGAUCGGCACAAUGUGACGCAUUCCUUGCGCUUCACAGAAUCGAAAGUGGAGGGGGAAAACGUCAAACCCUGUGUACAGAAGGGUUUCUCUGGGUCAGUGAGAAGAAUCAAUCCACUUGGGCUGCUGCUUUACCAUCACACAUUUGUCUUAAAGUCGGAUCACAGCAGGCAGGCAGGAAGUUACAAAGCCUGUGUGUGGUUUCUCUCCUCGGCCUCAGACGUGGAAGCAGAUACGUGAGAGCGUUGUGCAUUUCUGCUGGUGACUACUAGCUAUGUGUCUUCUUCAUUUCCUUAUGCAACUUCGUCAGGCAUUGUGGAUGCUCUCAGUUCUUCCUGGGCUGCUGCUCUUUGGAUUCUGCACAGUCAGUUGUUCACCAGUGGCGCUUUCAAAGACAAUAAAAAAGCUCUGUUUAUGUUGACAAAGAUGAUACAAUACUGUGCUAAUUAUGCAACUUACUCAAUACCUUUGGCAAAAAGAAUAACAAAUGUGUUGACUUCCAAUUCUGAACUCCAUCGUUUACAGUUUCUCAUUUAAUAAUACUUCAUUUGAAAUUUAAAUACUUCAAAACAGAUUAAAACAAAAAUAAGAAACAAACAAGCCCUAUAGGAUAUGAGGAACAGAUAAAAAUUGUCUCAGCUGAAAGGCAAAGAAAAUGAAGCCUCAUGGUUAAAUUCAAGUCUGAACUGAAUGUGUUUGUCUGAGAAUCUAAAGAUUGUUUGGGAUGUCAUUUACCAAGGUCUACUACCAAAUAAAUGUUACCUUCUGUCAUAUGAUCAAUUCUUCCCGACAGCUGCAGUCUUUUAAUGCUGGAGAUCAGCCUCUUUACUGUAUAAUUAAAAUGUGCCAUUUACUUAAUAUUUUUAAUAUCCAGUUUGC